This is a messenger RNA of Alnus glutinosa, 573 nucleotides long. RefSeq names its product 2S seed storage albumin protein-like. NCBI's taxonomy places the organism in Eukaryota, Viridiplantae, Streptophyta, Magnoliopsida, Fagales, Betulaceae. The transcript is spliced from 2 exons. Gene Ontology annotation, molecular function: nutrient reservoir activity. The coding region runs from base 1 to 573 and encodes 190 amino acids. The record is from RefSeq and is a predicted model, not a curated record.
AUGGGCCCAUCUAAAACCCAAAUGCAACCAUUACCCUCCUACCUUCCACUUAACUCGCAUGCAGCCGUUUGUGGCAGCAUCCAUAUGCAUGGAAACCUACGUGGAAGCAUGAAUGCAGCCGUGUUUCAUAUCAUAACAAUGGUCAGGCUCGCAACAUUAGCAGCUCUUUUUGCAACCCUUUUGUUGGUGGCGCAUGCCACUGCCUUCCGCACCACCAUAACAACCGUGGAUGUUGACACGGACAUUGAGAAUCAGCAGAGGCGAGGCGAGAGAUGCCGCGAGCAGAUUCAGCGUCAGCAGAACCUCAACCACUGCCAGCGGUAUAUGAUGCAACAAAGCGAGUCCGGGAGUGACGAAGACGGCAACCAACAACAGCAUUUACAGCAGUGCUGCCAACAGCUGAGGAGGAUGGAUGAGCAGUGCCGAUGCGAGGGGUUGAGGCAGGUGGUAAGGCAGCAGCAGGGUGAGCUCCAGGGUGAGGAAAUGCGGGAGAUGAUGGAGUGUGCGAGAGACUUGCCAAAUCAAUGCCGCCUCAGCCCUCAGCACUGUGAGAUUCGCUCCUCCUGGUUCUAG